CAUCUGCAAACUUCAAAUUUUCUACUUCCACAAAUUUUGACUACAGUCAAAUUGUAUGUUACAUAUAUCCACCAGUCAAUCUCUGUUUUCAUUUUCCAGCGUUUUUCUAAAGCAGCAACACUUCAAGAACAACAAAAAGUGCAGUGAAGGCAUAAAAUGGAAGGCACCGUGUUUGUCCCUGCACUAGAGGGAAUGAAACAUGUGAAGUCUGAGAGUGGAGAAAUGCUCACAAAGGAGUUUCUGGAAGUAUGCAAGCAGAUACUGCCUGUUAUAGAUGAAUUUGGAGCUGCUAUGGCACUUGUCAAAGCGGACAUCGGUGGUAAUAUAACAAGGUUGGAGAACAAGUAUCUAACUAGCCCAUCAGAAUUUAACCUCCUCUACAGCAUGGUAAAAGUGGAAGUUGAAGCUAAGACUGCAAAAGGAUCAUCAAGUUGUACUAAUGGUCUUCUUUGGUUAACAAGGGCGAUGGAUUUCUUGCUAGAAUUGUUCCGAAAUCUUCUUGAGCAUGAAGAUUGGACCCUGUCGCAGGCCUGCUCAGGUUCGUACCAGAAGACUCUAAAGAAAUGGCAUGGCUGGCUAGCCAGUUCAACUUUCACGCUAGCACUGAAGCUUGCUCCGGACAGGAAGAAGUUCAUGGAAGUUAUAGGCAGAACAGGUGACAUUAAUGCUGACAUUGAGAAGUUCUGCACAAACUUCACACCACUUCUUGAAGAGAACCACAAAUUCUUGGCCAGCGUUGGAUUAGAUGAUCUGAAGGCAUCUUAGAUAUUCGCCCUAGUAGAUCCCGUACUAAAAUAUACCCUUCGCCGCACUUAAAGCUGCAUAAUCAAAAGGAUUUAAGCGCCAUACAUAUUUAUUUUUUUUCAUUGUAUCUGCUUGAUCUGCACUUUAUAUUGUAAACUUCGACAUUAUGAAAAUAAGUAAUUCUAUGUACUAAACCCGCGCAUUUAAACUCAA
Messenger RNA from Daucus carota subsp. sativus, 957 nucleotides. RefSeq names its product glycolipid transfer protein 1. Lineage: Eukaryota; Viridiplantae; Streptophyta; Magnoliopsida; Apiales; Apiaceae. The coding region runs from base 157 to 765 and encodes 202 amino acids. Gene Ontology annotation, molecular function: ceramide 1-phosphate transfer activity; ceramide 1-phosphate binding. Gene Ontology annotation, cellular component: cytoplasm; membrane; cytosol. Gene Ontology annotation, biological process: ceramide transport; intermembrane lipid transfer. The transcript has 7 exons. The record is from RefSeq and is a predicted model, not a curated record.